Porites lobata is the source of this 23870-nucleotide messenger RNA. NCBI's taxonomy places the organism in Eukaryota, Metazoa, Cnidaria, Anthozoa, Scleractinia, Poritidae. The record is from the annotation of a GenBank genome assembly.
AUUAACACUUGAGUAGCCACUGUUUACGUAGGCGAUCUUUUUUGCAUGUGCUAUUGAACUGUACUUUGCACCAGCGGCUCCAAUGAUGGCUGCUACCUUUUUGAAACGUUCAUCAAGUUUUACAUUCAUCUGCCGUGCAGUCGCUUGGUUGUUCUUGCUUUUAUCUCACUGUGAUGGCCGCUAUCCAAGUGCUGUUCAUCAAAGCUUAGAUCGCAAUGAUACGAUUCCAAAUUCCACGGUUUCUUUGGAAUGCCUUGAAGCAUGGAAGACUGCGAUGGCCAAUCAAUCAUUUGCAUGUAAGUUACCUUAAAACUUUAUUUAUAUAGAUGUUUCUUUCAUUUCAUAGUCAGAAAUUACCGCAGAAAUUACUAAUUGCAAACGCUAUUGCUAACGCUGAAUCGUGCUGAGACUUAAUUAUAUGGUUAGCUGGUGCGUUGGUUAGCGUGACUUAUAACAAUUUAUUGCAUAGUCAGUAAAUAGGUCGCGGCACCUCGAUUUGUAGACCUGUUUUCGGCAAAGUUUGGAGUAGUCGAUUCUGUUGCCUAUUCUAGAGAGAGGUAGUUUCCUUGAGUUUUCUUGACAAUGAAUUAUCAUCAGUGCUGGUCAUACAGCUACAAUACAAGUGAAGAAACGAUUUUGAUGGGUCUAUUAAAGCCGAGAAUCUGACGAAGAAGAAAGAAAUAACGACAGAAAUAGUAAUAAUAAUAAAAAACGAGCAACAACAGCCGAACCCAAAACGCUGAACUGGCUAAUCGAUAUCUAAAUGGCUGCCUGGCUUAGGAGAGUUAGAUUUGCAAGCUCAUGAUGAUGAUGAUGCAUAUUUUGCUCCUGCCAAGAUAAUAUCAUGUCCAUAAAUAAUUUUUUGUACGCUGUGGCAAAUUAGAACCCAGCACUGAACUGUACCGCAAAUGGCCCCAAUCUCACUUUUACCAUCAAAGUCAAAUUGAAGAGCUCAAUACAAAAAACAUCCUCUCCUAAAAGGAAAUAAGUUUUUGCACGGAGCCCUUCAUGUUAUUUCUUUACAAAUAAUACCAAUAACUGUAAUGUCAUAGGUAGCCAAGAGUAACACAGUCAACACACCAUUGUCACAGUCUCUUUUGUUAAUGCUAAGUCUCGAUACAGAAAAAAAAAAAAAACACCGGGAUGGAGAAAAUUCGUUUAUUUUAAGUUGGAAAGUGGAAAAAUUCAUUUGGCAAAACGUGUUGGAGCGUAAUGGGCUUAUAAACACGUAAUGCGCCGGUACAUUCGAAACUUCAAUACGCCCCCAAGUCGGCAAUCUCUCGGGCAUUUGUACAGCCCCCGAAAUGAUCCCGACCAUGAAAUGAUCCCCAACCCUGAAAUGAUCCCCAAAUCGACCCCGAAAUGAUACCGACCCCGAAAUGAUCCCCAAUUAAUUCUUGGAAUGGAAUGGUAUUCCGUCACGGAAUUAUUACAAAUCUGUUGCAGUGUUUACGUUCUUAAAUCGCGUUUAACAUUUCGGUACAGUUUAUGUGAUUUUUCAGCCCUUUUGUCAUCUAAUCGCCCUUAUGUAAACCUUUGCAUCUUCAACAUUAUUUUAAAAUUUUAAAAAGUGUUAAAACACCAUUUUUAAACUUCAACAUCCAAGGCAUUGAAAGCGUUACAGUCAAGAAGACUUUUGCAGGGACUGAUCAAACAACGUGAAAUAGACUUUAGUUGCGAUAUUUCGACUCUUCAUCUGGUUUAUUAAGUAAAAUAAUGACCGGAAAUUACAUAAUAUGACGUGGUAUGAUGUGGCUACUUUAAAAAGACAAGAUAACAAAAAAUAAAAGAUCUACUAUAUUUAGUUACAGUUCAUCACGUUUAUUGAUGCCUAGAGGCUCAAUUGUCUUAGCUUUUUGGAUAAGGUGGGCUUCACGUGCUUUCCUGAAAGAAUCACGCCCAUUUUUCAGUUUUUCAAUAGGAAGCAAAAGCAUACGAUUGUCGGAAUGAUUGCUGGUUAGAAAGUGUUCUGAAACUGCCGUAUGGAUGUACUUAGCAGUAGGGUUGAGUAUAGGUCGUCUGUGUUCAUUAAAACGGUCUUUGAGGAGACGUUUAGUUUCUCCAGUAUAUUGCAGAUUACACAGGCGACAUUGAAUCAAAAGUUUCACAAGGGAUGCAAGGCAUGCUGUUUUAACAUCACUACUAGAAUUUAACAUUUAUGAAGUUUUCUCUAUAACCCGGGCUAUAAUGACCUAAGUAACAAUUUUAAAAAAUUUUAUGUUUCUUGAUGUUUUCAGUUGUUAUGUUUCUUGAUGUUAUCAGUUGCAGUUACUAAAAAUAUACUAGACUUUGUGUAUUUUUUUUGAAAAUAAUAUUUUCGUUUAAUCCAGUUCAAAGUGUAAUCCCAAAUUAAUGUCAUGUGGGCAACUGAAGAUCAUUAGUGAAACUUAAGUUAUAAUGUUGUGCAUUUUGCACGAUCCGUAGUUCUAGGAUAUCAUUCCAUUCCUAAAAUUAAAUGGGGACCAUUUCGGGGUCGACGUGAAGAGAAAUGGGGAUCAUUUCGGGGUCGAUUUGGGGAUCAUUUCAGGGCUGGGUAUCAUUUUGGGGUCUGGAUCAUUUCUGGGGCUGUACACAUUUGAUCCUUUUUCAACACGCAUUUUGGUCAAACACAUUUUAUAGGCCAAUUAUAGCGGUCAAAUACCCUACCACAAUGCCGGAUUGGACUGUCAACGCUCCUCUCAUAGAAUGUUUUGUAAAUUGUGAAUUUGAAAAAUAGACUUCGCAUUUAUUAUGGUUAUGACUUAAUUUAUUGUGAAAGUUCCCCGAGAAGUCAGAAUUUUAUUUCCCAAUAAUAAUACAUACUGUAUACUCCCGAGGGGUACUCAACAAAUGUUUAUACGGGAAGGCUCCGCUCGGAGGUCUAACCCCGUUACCCUUUUAUAUACCAUUUUUCACUAGAAAGGCAACCCAUUUGUACACCUUCUAUUGGCAAAUGCUACUCCUUUCACAUUCUUUGUUUCGAACUUUAAGUAAUUAGAAUGAUAAGAAGAUUUCGUUCAGUGAAAAAAACAAUUUGGGGAUUGUUGCACUUUAACUGCUGUAAAUGCACUGUCUUUUAUAUAGGAGUUUAUCGGAAAAAUAGAAGGUUUUUUCGACUUUAUAAAGCCGUAAAAUUCAGUUGUUAGCCCUUUUGUUAUUUUAUAGUAAAUGUACUGGAUUUACCGUUUUCUUCACCUGUAACCAUAUAUCGCUAAGUUUGUAUAUAAAUCGACGUUGAAUAUAUUAAAUAAACGUUGAACUACCUUACCUGUGGUAUAUCGUCGUCCUUUUGCCUCAGAAGUGGUUUUUUGAACGAUUUUGAAGGAGUUGGAGUUUGCCGUUUACUGUUCCUAAAAUCAGUUUUUUUUAACCAUUUGGUUAACGACCUCCACUCAAAAAGAGGCAAUCAGCGGGGACGGUUUCUGGCUGGCACGUAUGAAUUUUGGUACGCAUUUUUACCGUUUAGAAACUGUGGGAUUUUUGGGACCAGUCAUAAUUUAAGUUGGAGGGGUGGGGUGGGGGGGUGGAGGAGAAAUUGUUUUUUAUCCCAAAUUAUUUCCAGACCCCUACUAAUAGCACCCAUGUUUUUUAGAUACCCCCUCUUCAAUCAUGUUAAAAGAUUUAAGGGCCCCCCUUUCUUACAUUAUACCCAAAUGGUAAUAACAAAUAACAUUUUCUUUACUUUACCGUUCUUACUCACUGUCACUUCCGAAUGUGCCAACUACAACAGAGAAGCACUUCACACUAAACUGAGAAAGAGAUUUCACCUAGAGCCUCUCAAACAGCUUAUAGAGCAAGGAUAUAUCAGUGAUUGUGUUAUAAUUGAGAUAAGACAAGCCAUCGAAAGGUUAGAGGCCGAUAGGACCCCUUUCAAGGAAGAAAGAAGAUAAUCAGCCAAAGCUUACUGCUUUUUAUAUGAGCAGUACAUGCUCUAAUAGCAAAAAACUUGACAGUGACAGACAGUAAGUCCACAUCAACCUCAUCUACAAAUAAUGAUUCGGAUAGUGAGAUUGCAUAACAUGACUGUAUGCAUAUAAUCAUUUGUUAAAAUGCCGAUGAAAUUGUCUCAGUGUUACAAAAUAAUGGAUGUUGUGUUGAUGCACCUACUAUUUGAACAUUAAAUCUUUUUGUCAAAAUGCUGAUUAAACUGUUUUAGUUUUACACAAUAUGGGACUUUGUGUAAAACUGAAUCAAAAUCAGGUCCUUUAAUACUCAAGCAUCAUGCUGCUCAGUAGGGAUGCUACUUAAAAGAAACUUGAAGACCCACCCAAGGUCACCUUUUGGCAUUUUAAGGCCCCCCAUAUUCCAUCCAAAAAAAAAAUUGAAGGCCCCACAAUUUCUCCUCCACCCCCUCCUCCAACUUAAAUUAUGUCUGGUCCCUUAAUUUUCUUCGAGGGCUAGCUCCGAACUUUUUGGAUGGAUUUUCGAUCGGAUAUUAUGGGGAGAAGUGUGAAUCUUUCGUCCUUUUUGCUGCGAAGUUUGAAAGCGGAGCGAUGCGAUUUCGUUCUAUUAUUAGGAACAGUAAACGGCGAACUCAAAAUCCUUCAAAACCGCUCAAACAACCGCUUUUGAGGCAAAAGGACGACGAUAUACCACAGGUAAGGUAAUUCAACGUUUAUUUAACAUUGAUUUAUAUACAUACUUAGCGAUAUAUCGUUAGAGGGGAAGCAAACGGUAAAUCCAGUACAUUUACUAUAAAAUAACAAUCGGUUACACAAAUGCAUGACAGAUUGUGUGGGUGCCCUGUGGUCAUCCAAUACAUACCAAACGUGCUAUUCCUUUCAGUCUAGCUCUUAGACUCCGCUGCGUUUGUUCUACCAACGAGACCUUCACACUCCACAUCAAUUAACUUAUGACUAUCUUUACAAACGUGCUUUAACGGGAAAUACAACGAGUUAACAAUAUCACACGGACAGAAGCACUUACGCCCCACGACACUUCCACACUGGACAAACCAGAACGUGGCUUCGUUAUCACCUACAACCCAGCCCUUCGUUCCAUCUCGUCCAUUAUUCGCAAACACUUUCACAUCCUUAUUUCAUCCCCACCGUUGCGUCUUUAAAGCUCCACCCAUUGUAGCUUAUAGAUGUAAGACGUAGUAGUAACCUCAGUGAUUUUCUAGUUAGGGCGAAACGUCGCAAUCUUACACAACCCAACCAGCCCCGGAGCUUAUACCCAUGCGGAAAGACUGACUUACUUGCAAAUACAGAUCUGACGGACAAACUUCAUACACAUCCUACUCUACAUGUGAAACCAGACCUAUCACUCAUCACAUCGACUGUAACUCUAAAAACGUCAUUUACGUGGCACAAUGCAACCACUGCUUCAAACAAUACAUAGGUGAAACCAAACGACGACUCAAAGACCGUUUCAACGAACACCGCAGACUAAUUGACAUUGUAUGUGAGACCCUGAAGCACAAAUGUCCAGUGCUGGCCACAAGAUCCCUACUUUCCUUUUUCAUCCUUAGUUCCACACUUCUCAGAGGUGUGGAAGUGUAGAAAAGUCUGUCAAAGUCAGGAUAAUGUCACACUUUCCUCCCUGUUAAGAACCCCUUGUCAUUCUUUACUUAGUUCUACACUUCUCAGAGGUGUGGAAGUGUGGAAAAGUCUGACAAAGUAAGGAUAUUGUCGCACUUUCCCCCAGUCAUGAACCCUUUGUCAUUCUUUACUUAGUUCCACACUUCUCAGAGGUGUGGAAGUGUGGAAUAGUCCGACAAAGUCAGGAUAUUGUCGCACUUUCCCCCACUCAUGAACCCUUUGUCAUUCUUUACUUAGUUCUACACUUCUCAGAGGUGUGGAAGUGUGGAAAAGUCUGACAAAGUAAGGAUAUUGUCGCACUUUCCCCCAGUCAUGAACCCUUUGUCAUUCUUUACUUAGUUCCACACUUCUCAGAGGUGUGGAAGUGUGGAAUAGUCCGACAAAGUCAGGAUAUUGUCGCACUUUCCCCCACUCAUGAACCCUUUGUCAUUCUUUACUUAGUUCUACACUUCUCAGAGGUGCGGAAGUGUGGAAUAGUCCGACAAAGUCAGGAUAUUGUCGCACUUUCCCCCCGUCAUGAACCCUUUGUCAUUCUUUACUUAGUUCUACACUUCUCAGAGGUGUGGAAGUGUGGAAAAGUCUGACAAAGUAAGGAUAUUGUCGCACUUUCCCCCAGUCAUGAACCCUUUUGUCAUUCUUUACUUAGUUCCACACUUCUCAGAGGUGUGGAAGUGUGGAAUAGUCCGACAAAGUCAGGAUAUUGUCGCACUUUCCCCCACUCAUGAACCCUUUGUCAUUCUUUACUUAGUUCUACACUUCUCAGAAGUGCGGAAGUGUGGAAUAGUCCGACAAAGUCAGGAUAUUGUCGCACUUUCCCCCACUCAUGAAUUCUUUACUUAGUUGUACACUUCUCAGAGGUGUGGAAGUGUAGAAAAGUCUGACAAAGUCAGGAUAAUGUCACACUUUUCCCCCUGUUAAGAACCCCUUGUCAUUCUUUACUUAGUUCUACACUUCUCAGAGGUGUGGAAGUGUAGAAAAGUCUGACAAAGUCAGGAUAAUGUCACACUUUUCCCCUGUUAAGAACCCUUGUCAUUCUUUACUUAGUUCUACACUUCUCAGAGGUGUGCAAGUGUGGAAAAAGUCUGACAAAGUCAGGAUAAUGUCACACUUUUCCCCCUGUUAAGAACCCCUUGUCAUUCUUUACUUAGUUCUACACUUCUCAGAGGUGUGCAAGUGUGGAAAAGUCUGACAAAGUCAGGAUAAUGUCACACUUUUCCCCCUGUUGAGAACCCCUUGUCAUUCUUUACUUAGUUCUACACUUCUCAGAGGUGUGGAAGUGUAGAAAAGUCUGACAAAGUCAGGAUAAUGUCACACUUUUCCCCCUGUUAAGAACCCCUUGUCAUUCUUUACUUAGUUCUACACUUCUCAGAGGUGUGUAAGUGUGGAAAAGUCUGACAAAGUCAGGAUAAUGUCACACUUUUCCCCUGUUAAGAACCCUUGUCAUUCUUUACUUAGUUCUACAUUUGCUCAAAACCCUUCUCGACGGGACGUGACAAGGACUGCAAAGAGAUGGUCAGAGCUAUCGAUUCUGGUGGACAAAAUGCACAUGAAGGGCCAUGUCGAUCAGUGGUGCAAAGAAAACUGCGACGCAAACAAGGUGGAAGAGCUCAAAGGGGUAAUGAGAGGGAAAAGAUGUGGUGUGCAAUGUUAUUAAUUUUAUUUAGUACUAUAACGAUCUCAGUUUCAUUUAAUAGGUCGUCGGCCAGAACACUGAAACUUAUUUUAAUCUUAUCACUGACUAAGUUAUUUAAUCACGGUAAUUAAUUCUUUGGCGGCAUAUAAGUGCAUUCUAGCAUGAAGCGAUAUACAGACGUUUUCAUGUUGUCAUAUGACCUCUUUGUGUUUCACCUACAGAUUGACACAGAAGUUUGCGAGCAGACCUUCUCUUGGCUGUCAAAAUAUGCAAAAAUGACAAGGAAAAUGAACAGAGGACACUUCGUCUUUUUCAUAAUUUUUGUCCAGCAUUUACAUAACCUUAGAGAAGAGGAAAAACUGAGAAACAGUGGAUAUAUGGCGUGAUCUAACAAUGAUCAAAUUUGAACCCUUACUGAUAAGGAAGAAAGCUUGGUUGGUGAUCGGAUUUCUUAACUUUAAGUUUCUUUCAACAGCUGGCAUUGAAACAAUGGUUAUAUCUGCUAUUCAAAAUAAAAAUAGUUCUUAAGGAAGAAUGUGAAAAACCAUACAGAAAUAAAACGAAGUGCUCAUAAAGCUUACUGAGCUUCUCGUGACUCAGGGAAAGUGCGACAUUAAACUUAACUUGUCAGACUAAUCUACCCUUCCACACCUCCGAGAAGUGUGGAACUAAGUAAAGAAUGACAAGGGGUUCUUAACAGGGGGAAAAGUGUGACAAUAUCCUUACUUUGUCGGACUAUUCCACACUUCCACACCUCUGAGAAGUGUAGAACUAAGUAAAGAAUGACAAAGGGUUCAUGACUGGGGGAAAGUGCGACAAUAUCCUUACUUUGUCGGACUUUUCCACACUUCCACACCUCUGAGAAGUGUAGAACUAAGUAAAGAAUGACAAAGGGUUCAUGACUGGGGGAAAGUGCGACAAUAUCCUUACUUUGUCGGACUAUUCCACACUUCCACACCUCUGAGAAGUGUAGAACUAAGUAAAGAAUGACAAAGGGUUCAUGACUGGGGGAAAGUGCGACAAUAUCCUUACUUUGUCGGACUUUUCCACACUUCCAGACGUCCGGGAAGUGUAGAACUAAGUAAAGAAUGACAAAGGGUUCAUGACUGGGGGAAAGUGCGACAAUAUCCUUACUUUGUCGGACUAUUCCACACUUCCACACCUCUGAGAAGUGUAGAACUAAGUAAAGAAUGACAAGGGGUUCUUAACAGGGGGAAAAGUGUGACAAUAUCCUUACUUUGUCGGACUAUUCCACACUUCCACACCUCUGAGAAGUGUAGAACUAAGUAAAGAAUGACAAAGGGUUCAUGACUGGGGGAAAGUGCGACAAUAUCCUUACUUUGUCGGACUAUUCCACACUUCCACACCUCUGAGAAGUGUAGAACUAAGUAAAGAAUGACAAAGGGUUCAUGACUGGGGGAAAGUGCGACAAUAUCCUUACUUUGUCGGACUAUUCCACACUUCCACACCUCUGAGAAGUGUAGAACUAAGUAAAGAAUGACAAAGGGUUCAUGACUGGGGGAAAGUGCGACAAUAUCCUUACUUUGUCGGACUAUUCCACACUUCCACACCUCUGAGAAGUGUAGAACUAAGUAAAGAAUGACAAAGGGUUCAUGACGGGGGGAAAGUGCGACAAUAUCCUUACUUUGUCGGACUAUUCCACACUUCCACACCUCUGAGAAGUGUAGAACUAAGUAAAGAAUGACAAAGGGUUCAUGACGGGGGGAAAGCGCGACAAUAUCCUGACUUUGUCGGACUAUUCCACACUUCCACACCUCUGAGAAGUGUAGAACUAAGUAAAGAAUGACAAAGGGUUCAUGACUGGGGGAAAGUGCGACAAUAUCCUUACUUUGUCGGACUCUUCCACACUUCCACACCUCUGAGAAGUGUAGAACUAAGUAAAGAAUGACAAAGGGUUCAUGAGUGGGGGAAAGUGCGACAAUAUCCUUACUCUGUCGGACUAUUCCACACUUCCACACCUCUGAGAAGUGUAGAACUAAGUAAGAAGUGAAGAAACUCUGGAUUUCAUGGCCAGCGCUGGACAUGGCUCCCCUGAAGAAGGAAGGCCAUGCCUCCCGAAAUAUUGGUAACAAAAAAAAUUUAUUCCCAUAUGUAAAAUCAGCCUUGCUUCUUUUGUUCAAUAUUUCAAGUUAUAGCUGAUUAGAUCCUUUAUUUGGAUCCGGUCCUACUUUUUUUAUAAGUUGGUCCUUGCUUCCAAAAUUGAAAAGAGGUGCCCAUUUUGGGCGGAGUCUCGCCGUACAAGCCAUCAAAAGGGAGUACCCCCUCGGCUGAUACUUUGUAUUAUAAAACAGGCAGUGAUAUUAGGGUCAUGGUAACACGUUUUUUGUUGUGUAGCUGACUGCAAAAGCUAUAAGUUCUCACUUUACAUUUUAUCUUUAUUCUUCCUCUGUACGAUGAAGGCAUCUACUUUAAAACCUGGUAUUUUACAAAUCAGUGUAAUUUUAUUUGUUUAGACAUUGACGGAAUGGGUAAACCUCAAAGUGGAUUUCGGCUUGGUAAUUUGGCAUGGUUAGGAUCGUACAGUGAAUGUAUGAAUUUAACUGAAGCUCAGUACUGUUUAGCGGGCGUCAAGAUUACAAUUCCCCCAGGGAAUCAGGUUAGUGUUUUAUGGCUAAUCUCGAUGCUAAUUACGUAUCGAUCGGCAUUUGACCUGUUUAACCCUCUCUGGUGUUGGUACUUUGUGACAAAUCUGCAGGGUAAAUUUUUGCUUUCAAAAAUUUGUUCUCCUGCUGGUAGUGCAAAACACUCAUUUAGGGAACUGACGUGAGCGGCAUAGCCUUGAAGCCGCGAGAUUUGCUUCAGUUGCACGUGAAGCCCAAAUGCGGCACAAAUCCAGUCCAUCACGAAAACCUACUUGCUCUCCGCAGAUUGGAUGGUAUACUUAUCUCUGGAGAAAUAUUUCGCUACUACGUGCAUGCACCAGUUCUCUUGUUGUCACUGCUGGCCCUUUUCUAAACCGGAAUCUCUUCUAUAUUCAGCUGUUGCCUACCAGAUUAUAUUAAAUGUCUCAGGCUGUCCACAAUGUGCGUUGCUCUGCUCGGGUCUGGUCGAAUUGGGUUAUGUUUAUAAUAACUAAAUACAUCCUCUCUAAAAACGUUUUCAAGCAAGAGAAGUAACCAUUUCAGUCAUCAUUAAGGUGUCCCCUUUCAAUAAACAAAAUUGUAGCUAAACUCGCUGACAUAUUGUUUACUUUUUUAGAGCAUUCCCAUCCAGUGGGGAUUCUGUGCCCCUCAAAGCUGCAGUGAAGAUGAUAUAACUAAUAGGCUGGCGAUGAUUUUUAGUAAGUGACGGCUAUGAUUAUUUUUUUAUCAUUUUGACUACUUUGGAAAUCACGUGAAACUGAUUAUGAUGCGGGGAACGUAUAAGGCUCAGUAAAUCCCUAGAUCCGCUGUAGUUUUAGGGAAAAAUCAUUUGAUUCAGUAAUCCGUAGACAUUUUUGUCAAAAUCAUAAAUGGCAAGGCGUCUAUUGUAUUAAGACAAUGACUUUUAGCUCUGUACUGUCGUAGAAAUUAUUUUACAUACUAUCACUUUUCCUUGCAAAUAGUAAACCAUUUUCACUGUUAGAACAACCACUUACUGCCUUCGCGAAAAUAAGUUAUGGGAAGCAAGAUUAUGCUACCGUCAUCAGCUCAAACUGAGAAAAGGAGCAAUGACAAAUUAAACCGGCGCUUUUAAAAAUGAUGCUCUCUGCAAACCUCUGAAAAGAAAGGAAUCCAUUCCUCUUUAAACAUUAGGACAACAAACUAAAAGGUAAGAACGAAAGAGUUCCGGUCCAGCUAGGGAGAUUACCCUCACAAACACACCAACAACUUUUCAACUUGAGCCUUUUCAAUUUGGUAGCAAAGGAACUGACGGUAGGCAACUUCUCGUAUUUCGAGCAACUUUUUUUCGUUUCAAGCGAGCAACUUUUUGCAUUCUGAGAAAUUUCUCUAAUUAUCUUCUAAUUCGGAGAUAUCGAGCAGCUUUUAGUGCUUAAUUAUAAAUUGGCCUUUCUUCUAUAUUUCGCAAUGUUUUUGUAGACAAUUUAUGAAAUUCCUGUAAAAAAAAGGAGCCAAAUCCUCCCCCUGGGGCAGAUCAUGGGGGCAAGGUAAAAGUAGCUGAGCUGCUAGGUCAGCGGUUUUUAGAGGAAAUUCAAAAUGGUGGACAAAGAUUCACACUCAACCAGCUCAUCCGACUUGAGUGUGUCGGGUAAAGAAGGCCAUUCAACAAUUUUAUUGGCUCAUUACAUUUUUUGGUUUUAAUUGAGGAUAAAGUUGCUUUGCAAUGCUGGUUACGCGGCAGAAAUGCACAAAAAUGCUUAGAAAUCGUACUUUUGUUGUACAAUUUGCAUAUUUUAGCUUCAGACCAAGAGCCACCAUAGGAACUAUUAUGGCUCUUGCUUCAGACCCAAAAAAUGUUUUUGUUUUUUCGAGCAACUUUUCAACAACGUUCGUUACAAAAAGCAAGUUUUGAUUGCUUUUUGAGCAACUUUUUGAGAAAUCACAGGAAUCUCGAGCAACUUGUGGAAAGCCUUAACUGACGGUGUGCCCUUGUAGAGGAAAAGGAAAAAAAGGGAGAAUAACUAACCUGAUAAGGGUAGGUCUACCGUACAUACGUAAAAUAAAAAAAACAACAAAACACAACACCGAGAAAGGAAAUGUAUUAGAAAAGGGAGGGUAACACUCCAUGUGCCGGAUCCAGACCUUGAGAUAAGGGUGGGGGGUCGGUCAUCCAGAACCCUAGAUAAGGGAGGGGGGAGGCGGUCUCCAAAAAAAAAUUUUUUCGGCUCUUCGGGCCUCAGUUUGGUCUAAAAAUAAGGGGUGGGGGGAUCCGCUACUGCACCCGUUAGCCCGACAGGACCAGGAACCCAUCCUAAGACAGGUUAUAGGAAGUAAAUUAGACUACCCUUCUGGUCACGACAGGGGCGGGAAGGGAAAGGGUCCAACAAAAAAUAUAGCAACAAAAGGUGACAUACAACCAGGUAGACCAUACAAGCAAUAUCUUUCUUAGGUCGAACACACGACCAAAAAUCUUCAUCACGUCGAACACACGACCACUAUCUUUCUCAGGGCGAACACACGACCAAAUCUUUCUCAGAUCGAACACAUUACCAACACUAUUUUCAGGUCGCACACACGACCAAAAACAUUCUCAGGUCCAACACACGACCAAAACCUUUCUCAGGUCAAACACAUCCGAACAUUUUCUCAGGUCGAACACACGGCCAGAAUCUUUCUCAGGUCGACACAUGACCAAACUCACUCAAAAAUUACAACCUGGCUGAGGGCCUGUUUACAUGGAGGUGGGCGACCCCAGAUAGGUGAGGUAACAUGUGGCGAGUAAACCCACCUAUCAUGUAAACGUGAUCAAAUUAAAUCGAGAGAUUAUAUGGACAGGCGGGUUACCUCACCUACCUGGGGUCUUGGGUUAUCUCACCUACCUGGGGUCCCCCACCUCCGUGUAAAAAGGCCCUAAGAACGGCGUUACUUGGCACAAGACACUGAAAUCACGGAUCGAUGGCUUAAAUAGGCAAAAGGACUCCCCCGAGACUCCACAGGAUUGUCUGCAAGCCCUGGGGGACUACGAAAAUACCAGCUCCACUGUGCACUUGACAACUGAAAUAAUUACUUGCUUUUCGAUGUUUAAAAAAAAAAAUCAGAUGCUAUGAUAUCAAACGUUUGCUCAACGGCGAUUGUCAUUUCUCUUAGCAAAUGCCCUGACAUUGUACGUGGUUUAAAUUACUGACGUUAACGUAUAAACCUUGAAUGUUAUUAGAAUGACCUCUUUUUCAUUUAUAGAUUGGACGCUAAAUAUUUUACAGCUGAACAAUAAGCCACUGUUUCCUGGGUUUGAUAGUGCCGACAAGAAAUACGUUCACUGUGCUAAGCCCUCUACAUACAGUGGUGGAGUUAUUGCUACAAUGUAAGUCAUGUUUUAAUCGCUCAUUUAUUUCACUGCAUUGUUGGUUUUAGAAAUAGUUUUGAAGAAGAAGUUCGAAAAAUUAACCUUUGGAAAUAGCCGGUUUGAACGAUUUUUUGACACCGUAAUUUUUCCAAAUUAGGUCAGUUGUCAAACGAUGUUCACAUAUUUUUACAGGUAACUCUCUUUUAACGGAUACCUCUAUAAAACGGCCACUGCCACGUCUUCCCUUAAUAAAGCAGACUUUCCUUUCUUCAUCUAUCUCAAGUCUUUGACUUUCUUCUGCUGAGCCAGAUAUUUUUCUGUGCUGAACUUAAAGCGCUGGUUCCAGCAGGGAGAGGUAAUUACCGUGUGGCGCGAAAUUUUUGCGGAAGUUUAUUUUUGCGGAUUGGCGAUUUUUUGUGUUUUGCGGGAACUAAUUUUUUGCGAUCAGGACAGAUUGGUUUUUCUUGCUGGGAAUUAAUUUUUGCGAUUUUCAGAAAGUACGAGCAAUAGAUAAUACAUAUUUUCAAGCAAUAAACCAGUAUUUCGUUGUUUCUGAAUGAAAGAGACAAGUUGUAAUUGAACAGACUCAAUUUCUUAGCACUGUAUUUUUGUGUAGCGAAUUUAAGUUAGAGAAUAUUUACUGUGGAGUAAAUUUUCGGGGGGAAAAUGUUUGCGGUAAUUUUUAUUUGCGGGAACUUAUUUUUGCGGAUCGCUGGAAAAACCGCAAAAAUUGCAAAAAUUAGAACCCGCAAAAAUUUCGUGCCACACGGUAUUAUAGCCAAGUCACACUUACAGCAAAAGGAGCUCCAAAAUGUGACCUUAUUUAAUUAACUGACAUUCUUUCAUGCAGACAUUAACCAAUCAGAGGCCAAGGACAGUCGAAGUCCAGCUGGCUUCUGAUUGGAUUAAAUCUGUACGAAAGAAUGUGAAUAAUCAAAAGUGGUCACACUUUUGGGCUCCUUACUUUAAAUCCUUAAACAGGUGAUUUUUAAAUCAGAAAUUAAAAUUAAAAUUAACUUUAAAUGAAAAUUUGUGUUUGGAACGAAAUGUGUUAGUCAGCUGGACGAGAAAGUGAAAUUACUUUCUUGAUUUCAGAAAUGUGUCUACAAUAGUUUUAAAAUCUUCAUAACAAUUGUUUUUAAAUCCCACAGAACUCUAUGUGGGGUAAUCCUCUCUCUGUGUGCUAUUGGAACUUUUUGGGACAUUUUAACUGACUGUAUGAAGCCACAUCUGGAAUCAGCUGUUAACAAGAAUGAAGGAUUUAUGCCAGUUGAACAAGAUAGUGUGGCUCGGAUUGGUGACAGUAGCUCAAUUCCUGUCCUGGUUAACACCGAAAAAUCAGGCAGGUUUAAUCAAUAAAUUAAGGUCAGAAAAAAUAUAUAAUGUAAUUGAAAAGAAUGAUCAUUCAUGAAAAACAAUCACUUGCACUAGGAGCAAAAAUAUAAAGAUGAAAUUGUAUGUACAAAUGCUCGUCAACGCGGAGUGUGAGACACAUCUAUUGAUACCUACAAGGAUUUUUGGGUUUGUAUUGUUGCUGGCUUUCUCGCGGAAGUGAAACAGCCAGAUUUAGUGAUUCAGGUGUAUUGAGUGCGUUGCUCACACCAUCAUCAUCAUCAUCAUCAUCAUCAUCAUCAUCAUCAUCAUCAUCAUCAUCAUCAUCAUCACACUAUUCAGGCACAGAACAAAAUGAGAUAACACAGGAAACUAUAGAAAACAAAAUGGCACAGAUAUUUAACAUAAAGGUACAAUUUAUAAAUCUGGAUUCCCAAUUAUUUUUUCCGGGUAAGCCUCUACUUUAGCUGGAGUCCAGUUAGUGUAAUUUACAAGGAGUGUGUCCAAUCCAUGCCACCUUUAUGCCAUUGUGAGGAUAUGGUCUAUAUUUGGCUUAGUAUUGCCGACUGUCUUUCAGUGUUUACUGUUAUGAACAAAAUAUACCGUUAAGUGUCAGAACAUAACUCUUACUCAUAGAAAACGUCCUUGAAAAGGAAAACUAGACUUAUGUGUUUUAAGGGUGUACACAAACAGAACUAGUUUGAAAUCAAGAGAAUUCGUGGAACUUGACAGUAUGCGUGCUUUCUACUCAUACCCACCAAUUUUGUGGUGAGCGAUUUUCCAGAAGACGGUACUGCAUACAAAACAAGGCCUUGGCGGUAUUAUUAAAGGCCUAAGUUAGCUCUCAAAGAAAUGAAGAAAAAAGUAGCUUGAAGGGCGCCGAUGUACAGAAACAUUUUUACAAAGCAUAAGACAACACUGUUCAGUAGUAAAUAGGUGGAAUAUUGUCCGCGUGGAUACCCUGCAUAUCGAUUACAGUGAGAGACCUUUCGACAACUUGAGAGUCAAAGUGUGAUGCACCUCGUCAGUUGAUGAUAUUUUAGUUUUGAUAUUGAACUAAUGGGAAGUGAAGUAAUGUUGUUUGUCGCCUGCCAGUUAAAUCAUGGUGUUAUUGGUUAAAACUUUAAAUUGAAGUGUUGCAUUUUGACCCGUCUUUUGUCAUAGUAAAAACGAUCGUUUUUUGUUAGUCAAACUGUCCGUGUUGUCUAGUCACUUUUGAUAUUGUUAUCAGUUUUAUCACAGUUGGUCAAGGACUAAGACGCUUGUAAUUUGCCGAUGACUGCUGACAUCGAUUCAGUCUUCAGGCUAUUAUUGGUGUGUGUAAAGACGCUGAUUAAUUGCAAUUAUUAUUUAGGUUGGGGAAGAAAACUAAUUAAGUUCAUCCAAUGCUUUUCACUGAUUAAGAACACGAGCCUCAUUAUGGACACGACAAUCAAACCAGGCGCCAUUACCUCCAUCAAUGGCGUGAGAGUCCUCAGCAUGUGGUGGGUCAUACUUGGACAUGUGUUUAUCUGGCAGUUGAUUGGGGGAAAUGUCAGUAAGUUCUGGCAGUAUGGCUUGUACUAUAUAUAUAAAAUCAUGUUUCCAAUACUUUGUAAUCGUAAUUGGUUUCAUACGUUUUUCAGUGCAAGUUAGACAUCUUACUUCUUCAUUGCUGGUUUUCACAUGACUUCAUUAGAAUUCAGCACUAAAGAAUUAUCGACCUUCCAAAGUUUUUACUUUUAUGAAGAAGGAGGGCAGCUUAAAAAUAAUAUUCAUAUAAAUCUCACUUCAAAAGGGCUCUUCGUUUUUGUGAUGCAGUAUGUACGCUUUUGUGUGACGCGGCAUUUUCAUGCCGGCGAAAAGAGCUGUCAUGUAGGUUAAGCUGACCCAUUUUGGUGGAUUUUGCUUUCUGAACAGUCAUUGUAUUAGAAAACGUAUUCCUUGAAUGUUUAUGAGUUCCUUAUUUGAGUGAUUAAUUCACGCUUUCGUUGCAAACCUCAGUGACAGCGGUUCGCUUUUUAAGCUUUUUUUUUGUGUAAAUUGGACUUAUAACUUUCUUCACUUCAAGUCAUAACUUAAUCUGAAUUUCAUAAGUUCAGAAAUGCCAGCAUCUUGUAGAGGAUAUCCACAGCUCUUUGAAAUUAUUGAAACUCAAAUAAUUUUGAUGUACCUUGUUUUAUUCCAGGCAAUCUGGCUGUGGCCAUCCCAAACAUUCUGACUCGUUUCAGUUUCCAAGCUAUUGCCAACGCUUUUUUCUCGGUUGACAGCUUUUUCUUUUUAAGGUGAGUGAAAAGUAUUUAUAAUCGUAACGAUUUGAACGUUAUUUCAUAUUUCACAAGUUUUUUGUGUUGACGUCGGAAUAGGAUCAUCGUUUUGUUUUGAACUGUGAACCUUAAAUGCAUAUUUUCACUGUUUUGUUAGCUCCAUGAGUUUAUUGUGCUUCUUUUUAUUCCAGUGGUCUUCUUGUGUCUUACCUUUCCUUUCGACAAAUGGAUCGUGCUAAAGGACGUUUACCGCUUUUUAAGUUUUACUUCCAUCGCUUCUGGAGGCGAGUGUUUACUUUGUUUUUAUAUCCGUUGUGGUAUGACGUAACGUAUAUAGGGCGGUCCAAGUAAUGUUGUACUCAAUAUCUCUAUUUCUCGCACUCCCUGAAGCGAUUUUAAGCGAGAGGGUUAUUUCAGAGCUCUUGACAAGAGAUCUGGGUCAAAAAUAAGCGAGAGCAGGGGGCGUAGCCAGGCGAUUUCUUGGCAUCGUAGAUCGCACGCCAAAACUUUCACACGUAUUUUCACCCUUCUCAUAGUGUACAAUCAUUUAUGACUGAGUCUUAGUGGACACUGACAUGGCGAGGGGAAAAAUGAGCACAGUGGCUAAUUUCUCGGUUGUUUCGCUCAGUGUAUUUCUAACUUGUCAAAGAAGAAGAAGGCGGGGCAGCCUUUUUAGUACAAAUUGACCGGCAAGUAUUUUAACGGGGCUAAGUAGAAUUGAAAUGGGGGCUAGUCAGAUCAAUUCUCACGUAAAAUUAAGCAAAGUAAAGAAAAGAACCAUUCAGAUAGAUUGGUUUGUUCGAAGUUGCUGCGUCGAUCAAUGUAGAAUAGUCAUAGGGCAAGAAAAUAAACUUGCCUUGUUAAUUCAAAGUAGCGAUCAAUUCCAUUAUAUCAAGUUAAUCCCCAGCAUUAAAGAAAGCAAAAACAAAACCAAAAACCCAAAAUUAAACAAAAACAAGCGAGAAGAAAAAACGGUGAACGAGGUGUUAUUUAAGAGCUGAGACCCUCCAUCCAAAAUAACUUGUUUCUAUGAUUCUAGCUGGUGAUCAAAGUAAACAAAGGGGAACCCUUUACAACGUAUCGACUUGAAAAGUCAUGAUGGUGUUCAGCGACAGAUUUUCCGUGUAAAUUAUGUGCCAAUUUUGCAUGCGUAUCACCCUGAUAGCUGUUGCAAAAAUACGGUUACAUUUUUCCCCAAGCCCUUAUUGACUUCCUAAGAUGGACAGGAACAUAACUCGUUUUGGGCGUGGCUCCAAUUCAUUUUCACAUUUGAAAGAGUAUCUACUUCUGCGUGUCUUUUUUGAAUAAAAGCUCUUAGAAUACUGCAGCAGAUCUAAGUAAGAGCAAUUAUUAUAGAUUUAACCACCCUAAAGCGGUACCAAUCCACUCAAAGCUACGACGAGCAUCCCCGUUAUUUUUAGUGUGAAAUCCCCCGAAUCCUUUUGCUUAACAUGUCAUGUUAGUUCGUAUGAGACUUUACUUUAAGAACUCAACGACUACAAUUUGGGGUAACCAGGAAUGUUCUCAAAUCGAUUGUAAAGUAAAAAAUCGCGUUCCAUCGAUUUCUCAUAAAAGGCACCCUUUUACGGCUUUACUGUGACCUAUUCUCAUUUUGUUACAGGCUGACUCCCACUUACAUGUUCGUGUUGUUGUUCUAUGCAAAAAUGACUGGUUUCUUGGGGGAAGGCCCUUUGUGGUAUCAAGAGCAGAGAAACCCAGCUUGUGAUAAAUACUGGUGGACUAAUCUUCUCUAUAUCAACAAUUUCUGGCCGAAGGGAUUACAGAGUGAGGUAUGUGUGUGAGUGUGACCCCGUUUUGCGCGGUCGACACCUAAUUUUUUUAUGGUAAAAUCUGUGACCCUCGGAUUACAUAUAAUUAUAUAUGUUAGGAGAUGUAUAGCUCGCUCGGCCAAUAAACGAGUAAGGUACCGAGACUCUGUUCUUCCACUUCUGAGUUUUUAUUCUCUUGUGGCGUUCUACAACUAAGACAACUCUUCUUCUAUUAGCAAUCCAUCACCGGCGAAUUAAAUAACCAAAUUGUAGACGUGUUUGGGUUAGCUGACCGUGAGAACUUUCCAUCGCUCAUCCUGUCGCUUAACUUGGGGAGAAUAGAAUAGUCUACAUUGUCGUAAUUGACUAGUACCAAAGAGCCAAUUGAAUGCUAGCGGUAAAAACUGCUCGCUAGAACCACGCAUACAAAACAGGAACUUCAGUGUAGGUAAAACUCAAGGUCAGCUUUUGUCCCCGAACAUGCUUAGUUCAAAGAUCUACAACAAAGUUUAAUUAUUCCUUCAAAUAGACGAAUGGAUACUUCUCAAAAACGCAGGAACUAACCGUGUGGGCUAUACAUUGAAUUUCCUUGGACUAUAAACUUUUUAUUAAGAAACUAGCACGUACUACAAAGUAAUCACUCGAAUAAACAUAAGGAAAACCUUAAUAAUACCAAAACUCAAAAACAAAACUAAAGGCAACUAUGUAUUUGCGUUAAAGGCCUGGUGUGUGGAAGGCGAGAUUAGAGAGAGUUCAGAAGUGAGACAACAGGGUAGGUAGCAACAGAAGUGAGAAGUGUAGAAGAAAUCGUGAAAGCUAAAAAGACAGUGCAGCACUGGUUUGUGAAGACUUUACACGAGAUCAGUAUUUUCAGUGCAUCGCACUUUAGUUAAUUCCUUCGUCCUUUAUUCUUACAGUCUUCAAAGCAUGAGCGAACCGUCAUAAGCAAACUGCACGUAUUUGUAUAGUUAUUCAGUUAAUAUUUCACAUAAAUUUUAACUGCCUCUCUUAUCUUUCAAUUAAACUAUGUAUUCCUUGCUACCAUAAGGACUGAUGAUGUAAUUUAUUGUAAAUUGAUAGUGCAUGAACUGGAGUUGGUACUUGGCAAAUGACAUGCAGUUUUACAUCAUAAGCCCAAUCAUUCUUUUAGCAGCUGGACGGUAAGUACAAACGUAAUGAAAGUGUCACUUCAGAGUAGUGCUUCUACUAGGGGUUAAAAGGGGAACUGUAGUUUUUUCUAAACUUUUUGUUUGUUGGUAUUGUUGCUUUUUUUUGUUAACAACCGCUUGUAUUCACGUUAAUUAACGGGACUGUUUAGAAAGAACAAAAAACGCCUGAAUUUUGCGCUUACAUUAAGUAACUCGUUAUUCUUUGUAACCAUUGCCCGCCUCGACUAGUUCUCACUAACUGCUGGUAGAGCGCUUUUUGCAAAACAUUUGAAAAGAAUUACUGAAUAAACUGAAACUGAAGAUCGAGCAGUGUUGGAGUAUAUAUGUUGUGGACUUGCAUCCUCAUAGAAACAUUCGUCUUCUUUUUAAGUUUUUUUUUUCCUUUUUUCCAGAUUUGGAAAGCGUGGUUUCCUCAUAACAUUUGCAUCUCUUCUUCUUGGCCACUUCAUCACUACCGCUGUAAUUUUAGGUCACUACAAUCUUGAUCCUCUUUUGAUGGGUGGAGGUGAAAACCCGUAAGUAAAAAUGCAACACGGCAGUCGAAAUACAUCAAACACACGAUAGAGUGUAUGUUACAUAUCCAACACAGAGGAAAAAAAAGUUUAGAUACCAUUGUAGCAUGGCGACCAGUGGCCCGUAUUUAGGGACCCAAGGGAACGAAACUACGACGGCCACGACAACUUAAACAGGAACGUAAAAAAAGGUAACGGGUUUAUGAGAAAAACAACAGCUCUGCAAGUGCAUCAACCUUUAUGUCAAUUUCUUCGCUGUCCCUUCACAAAUACAACGUGAAAUGACCAAAUUUUAAGAUUAUCCGAGAACGGGAACGGCAAGGCGAUAACUUUUUGCUGUCUGUUUGUGAACUCGGACGCGGUGGCAUCAACCAACGAGGAAAUUGUCAUCAGUUGUCGCAAGACCACGUUCUUUUGUCAUUUGUUUGUCUUUUGAAUUAUUCGUGUGUUUAAGAGUCUCUAUUCGAAAACCUUUCGUUAAUUGUUAGUAAUCUAAGGACCAGUUUAUAUCGGGAUCGUUUUUGACAUGUGCCGAAUUUAAUGCUAAUGAGGAAAAUCUAUUGUUCUCGCUCAUUGGCAUUAGAUUCGGCAAAUCACGUGAAAUGCUAUGCGACUUAAAAGAAACCCAACAUUAUGCAAAGAUUGCUCCAUUUCUUGAAACAAACUACCAGAUGCUGAUUUAAAAAACAAGUUAAAAGGGUAAAAACACACGGUCCAUAAAAGAGAAAGGUAUCAUUCUUGAUACUCAUGCAUGUUUUCAGUUACAGUAAUAAAUGUUCUGUUAAUGGUGCUGUUUCAUUUGUAGCAAUGUUAAUCAAGGCGACAUAAACUUCUCCGACCUGGUUUAUAUCAAGCCUUACUGCAGGAUAGGUCCAUACCUUGUUGGUAUGGGGCUUGGUUAUUUGCUGCAUCUACAAAAAGGCUCCACUAGGAAGCCACACUGGGUAAGGAGAGUUAAUCUAUAUAUAUACUCUCCAGUGGUUGAUACCGACCUUCAGAUAAGAGGAGGGGGGGUGGCUCGGUCAUCCAGACCCUGAGAUAAGAAGAGCGGGAGCCGGUCACAAAAACAUUUUUUCUGCCCUUUAGGCCUCAGUGUGGUCGAAAAAUAAGGAGGAGGGGGUGGGGGCGUUCCCCUCCUCUAGAUUCGCCAGUGCUCUAUACUGUACAGAAUGCAUAUCACCUUUCGUUACGACUAAACAUCAACAGUGUAGGUUAGUCUGGGUUAGCGUAUUUGAAUGUCUUUUUGAAAUGCUUGAAAAUUUUCAUUAAGUUUACAAAGAAACAAAUAUUGCCUUUCCCAAAACGUAGAACCCAUAAAACAUCCUGUCUGUGGAUUAUGGGCCGUUCAAUUAUUGUCGUUUAAAAUGUCCGUAUUUAUAGUGGUGGUCACACAGGUAACCCAGGCUCUGUGAUAGUACCACAGUACGAUUCGCUUUUCGAGUUUCACAAAGUCUGAUAGAUUCUGUUGGCUAGCUGAAGAAGCUUCAUUGGUUUCCUCAUUCCACAUUUUGGUCAGUCCUAUCUCUACGAGCGCAGUGUGUUUAUUUACCGGUAGAGUUCGAAUUUCUUGGAAAAAGUGUCAAAAGUGGUGUGAAUGGUGGCUGCCAUUUCAUCUCCAGCCACCUAUCUUGUCUAUAUGGGAUAAUAUGAGCAUAUUAUCACGAAACUUCGUUGAGUAUUUAGGAAAACAAUAACUUUGAGUUUUCAUUGAGUUUUACUUAGUAUUUCCUACAAAUUUUAGGAUCGUAACUUUACCCCAUAUAAGCACGGUAAUUUUACAGGAAUCGCACUAUGGUACUCACAGAGCCUGGGUUAUCUGUGGUGGACAUGCUAGAAGUCUGUGAUGUUUGAGACGUGUCACAAAUGUAAUACGGAUUUUUUCGUUAAAAUGGAGUAAAGCACACUAAUGAGUAUUCUCUCUUGUUCCCGCGGUGUAGUCAGUUAACAUUUUAUCGAGCUAAAUUGUUACUCUGUGUUGUUUUACUGAUGUAACCUUUUCUUUGUUGUUUAGAUUGUGAUGCUUGUGGGUUGGUGUGUGGCCAUCUUUUUCGCUUUAUCUGUUGUGUACGGACCUUACAGGGCUUUCAAAAAGAACCCAGUACCGUUUACAAAAUUUGAAAAUGUCUUAUACGGGACAUUCAGUCGUUUUGCCUGGGGACUGGCUCUAGCCUGGGUUACUUACGCCUGCCAUCUUGGGUUUGGAGGUAUGUUUCAUGAUUUGAACUGGCAUAGUAAACUUAACCCUCUAUCUUACGAAAUACUUGUAAGUUUGUUAUUAUGAUGAUGAGAAAAGGUUUCAAAAUACAAAAACAAGUAAAUAUAAUGAUACGGACAAAAUCGAUCAUCGUGACGCCAUUUUCAAGUUCUAAAAGUGUAUGGUCGUUUAAUUGUUAGAAAUAAUUUCCUAUUUAUCAUUUCUGACAAUUUAUCGACCAGACACUUGAACUUGAAAACUUGAAAGCUUGAAAACUGAGCCACGAUAACAUCGAAACGUCGUCCGAUUUUAACCGCCUCAUUUUUCACUUGUUUUUUGGCGUUAUGUUAUUAAAUUAUACUUAAAACUGUGAUAUCUUGUAAAUUGAAAUGUGAAUACCCUUGCAUGAGAUGGCAAAUAGAUGCCUUCUCGCCUAAUAAGAAAAGCUCAUAUUUUUGUCCUGAGCCUAUAGGUUGCCAAGUCAGAAAGUAAGUUUUAAUAUAUUUCGUUCGUUUUACCUCCCAAGGCUUGGUUGACAAGAUUUUGUCUGCCUCAUUCUGGAUACCUCUCAGCCGUCUUACAUACACAGCCUACCUUGUACAUCCUAUUGUACUUUUCGUAUUCUUUGGAUCAUUUGAGACUGUCCUGGCCUAUUCAGAUAUACACCUGGUAAGGAUAAGCCAUUAAGUAAUUGAAGUUAGCUUGAGGUUGGGCAACACCAUGAGUAGUGGUGUAGGGAUAUGUGCAGUGCUACUUUGACAUAGCAAGCGGUCGCCGGGAAAUACGCUUCCCCCCUCCCCCGCAACCUCACCCUCCAAUUUUCGAAUCUUGUGACCGCACAAAAGCUGAGAACUAAUACACUUUUAACAAUGUAUGGUUUUUACCUCGACAAGACAACCAAUGAAAUUAGCUUAAGCCGCAACUUUUCUCGCUUUUCCUCUCAAUAGAAAACUACCAAAUCGCCUUCACAAAAAAAUUUUUAAAACCUUCCGACCGAUUUGGAGUAAACCAGGAGUGUUUCUCCAAAAUUUCAUUUGUAAAAGUAUGGUGAAGUCUCAAGGCAUUUCAUCAAAGGUAAAUAAGAAUAACGUGUCGUUGCCGAGCCGAAGACUUUUACCCCAAAAUGGCACAUUAUAAUUGAAAUGUCCAUAUAUAGUCAUUUCCACAGUGGAAACUAUGUGGGACGUUUACGUAAAGCCAAAAUGACUAGGUUUUCCUUUACAAAUCAUGACAUUUGGGCGGGCAUGUUGAGAAGAUUUAUUGAUAAAUACUCUAUAGAUGUACUUAACUCUCAAUGUAUUCAUGCAAUAGUGUUCACUAUAUGUGUAGAAGCAAUAUAUAUAGACCUUCCUUCUUUAUUACUAUGGGCCAGCUGUGGUCCCCGUGCCCGACUUUGCAUAAUGUGGUAUUUUAUUAUACGGAAGCAACGGUGAAAUGGUUGAAGUCCGUAAGUUUUCUUUACUUUUUAAUCAUAGGGAUUUUACUUCGCUGGUGGCGUCACGAUCAGUUAUGGUGUGGCGUUUAUCGUGUCCGUCUGCGUUGAAGUACCCACACUCCUACUGGAAAAGCUAAUAUUCAACAGGGAUCGCUGA